Messenger RNA from Oncorhynchus gorbuscha (pink salmon), 5237 nucleotides. RefSeq names its product inverted formin-2-like. Bases 208 to 4170 code for a protein of 1320 amino acids. The transcript is spliced from 21 exons. NCBI's taxonomy places the organism in Eukaryota, Metazoa, Chordata, Actinopteri, Salmoniformes, Salmonidae. The record is from RefSeq and is a predicted model, not a curated record. Gene Ontology annotation, biological process: actin cytoskeleton organization. Gene Ontology annotation, molecular function: actin binding; small GTPase binding.
GUUGUCCACUUAAAGCAAUGUCUGAGCAGGGGAACGCAACCCUAGUAUGUUUGGAGAACAGCGCUGCAAGGUUUGGCCAGUGUAUUUCUAUCAAAACGCGCGCACACAGGAAUUGUAUGAAAUUGGUAACUACAAAACGUUACCUUCGAUUCGCUGUGGAAAUCGAGCAGUUGAAGGGAUAAGUACGCUCCCUUUGUUUUGGUUGCUAUGGCAGCAAAGGCAUCGAAAGGGAAGUGGGGGGCACUGAAGGAGCACCUGACCAGCAGCCCCCCCGACCGAGAUGCUCACCUUGAGGCCAACUUGGAGAACUCGGUUCCAGAGCUAUGCAUACGACUGCUACAGGUACCCACAGUGGUCAACUACUCAGGGGUGCGGAGGCGUCUAGAGGGGAGUGACCAGGAAUGGAUGGUGCAGUUCCUGGAACUCAAUGGACUGGAUCUGCUGAUGGAGGCCCUGGAGAGGCUGUCUGGCCGGGGUUGUGCCCGCAUCGCUGACGCCCUCCUCCAGCUCACUUGUGUGGCCUGUGUGAAGGCAGUGAUGAACUCCUCAGCUGGGCUGCACUUUAUACUGGACAAUGAGGGAUACGUCAGGACCCUGUCACAAGCCCUGGACACAUCCAACACCAUGGUAAAGAUGCAGGUGUUUGAGCUGCUGGCGGCCCUCACCUUGUUUAACCCACAGGGACACCACCUGGCCAUGGAUGCCCUGGAGCACUAUAAAAGUGUGAAUAUGCAGCAGUACCGCUUCAGCGUCAUCAUGAAUGAGCUGCAUGCGACUGACAAUGUUCCGUACAUGGUCGUCCUCAUGAGUGUGGUCAACGUGAUCAUCUUCGGGGUAGAGGACCUGCGGAAAAGGGACAAACUACGCAAAGAGUUCAUCGGAAGUGGAGGUGGACAUGUUGAACCUAGCUGUGCCAUUAUUUGUCUCCCAGGGCUUCAAUUACUACAAUUACUUCCAAAACUUAGAGAGACCGAGGAUGUGGACCUGAACAUCCAGUGUGAGGCCUUUGAGGACACCAUGGCAGAGGAUGAGGAGGAGAUGGAGAGGGUGUACGGGGGCAUCGACAUGAGCAGUCACCAGGAAGUCUUCACCACACUCUUCACCAAAUUGAGUAGCUCCCCUGCAUCGGUGCAGCUGCUGUCGAUCCUGCAGGCUCUGUUGUUGGUAGGUCCGGAGCAGAGCGAGGUGUGGCUGGCCCUGGAGGCCCUGGCUGACCGCGCUACUUUGCUGGCACAGGACCCUGAUGUUGACUCCACCAAGCGCCUGAUGGAACGUCUGGUGUCCUCCAAGGGUCAGCAAGGGCCACCUAAGGUCAAGACCACAGACCGGGGCGUUCAGAUUGAUCGGUCAAUCUGUCCAUCAGGUCUAUCAGAGGUCCUCAUUAAAGAAUCUACCACCCCUGUUGCCACUUCACCUCCUCCCCAUCCUCAUCUACCACCACCCCUACCAAGCAUGAGAACUUUUGUCCCACCACUUCCUGGCAUCUCUGGGAUGCCUCCCCCUGGCCUCCCUCCUCCGCCACCACCUCUACCACAGAUGGGGCAUGGAGGUCCACCACCUCUACCACAGAUGGGGCAUGGAGGUCUACCACAGAUGGGGCAUGGAGGUCCACCACCUCCCCCACCCCUGCCAGGCAUGAUGGGUCCACCGCCUCCCCCACCCCUGCCAGGCAUGAUGGGUCCACCGCCUCCCCCACCCCUGCCAGGCAUGAUGGGUCCACCGCCUCCCCCACCCCUGCCAGGCAUGAUGGGUCCACCGCAUCCCCCACCCCUGCCAGGCAUGAUGGGUCCACCGCAUCCCCCACCCCUGCCAGGCAUGAUGGGUCCACCGCCUCCCCCACCCCUGCCAGGCAUGAUGGGUCCACCGCCUCCCCCACCCCUGCCAGGCAUGAUGGGUCCACCGCCUCCCCCACCCCUGCCAGGCAUGAUGGGUCCACCGCCUCCCCCACCCCUGCCAGGCAUGAUGGGUCCACCGCCUCCCCCACCCCUGCCUGGCAUGAUGGGUCCACCGCCUCCCCCACCCCUGCCUGGCAUGAUGGGUCCACCGCCUCCCCCACCCCUGCCUGGCAUGAUGGGUCCACCGCCUCCCCCACCCCUGCCUGGCAUGAUGGGUCCACCGCCUCCCCCACCCCUGCCAGGCAUGAUGGGUCCACCGCCUCCCCCACCCCUGCCAGGCAUGAUGGGUCCACCUCCUCUCCUUGGUGGCGAUGAAAUUAUAGUGGCCCAGAGUGUGCAGAUGCGAUCCUGCUACGCCUCUUCACCCAAGGUGGGCCGCUGCCCCACACUGCGUAUGAAGAAGCUCAACUGGCAGAAGCUGCCAUCCAGAGUGGUGACUGAUAGUCACUCCAUGUGGACCUCGGUACAGGUAGAUUCUCUGGAGCCUGAUUACUCCAGUAUUGAGGAGCUCUUCUGUCUGCCAGUGACUGACUCAAAAGCCAAAGGCAGCACCCCUGCAGUCAAACAGGAGCCCAAAGAGAUUUCUUUCAUUGAUGCUAAGAAAAAUCUUAACCUGAACAUAUUCUUGAAACAAUUCAAAUGCUCACAUAAGGACUUUGUGGCCAUGAUUCAAAAAGGUGACCGGUCCAAGUUUGAUGUGGAGGUGCUGAAACAGCUGCAAAAGCUACAGCCAGAGAAGCAUGAAAUUGAGAACCUGAAGUCGUACCAGGGAGAGCGGGAGAAGUUAGCUGGUGUGGACCAGUUUUAUCUCCAGCUCCUAGCUGUUCCAUGCUACGCUCUGAGGAUCGAGUGCAUGUUGCUGUGUGAGGAAAUCAGCUCAGUGUUACAGAUGAUGCAGCCUAAAGUUAAGCUGCUGGACGAGGCCUGUGAGGGUCUGAGAGUGAGCACUCGACUGCCAAGCUUCUGCAUGCUCAUUCUGGACGUUGGAAACUUCCUCAACUAUGGAAGCCACACAGGGAAUGCUGAGGGCUUCAAGAUCAGCACACUGUUGAAACUCACUGAAACCAAGGCCAAUAAAAGUCGCAUCACGCUGCUCCACCACAUCCUAGAGGAGGCUGAGCAGAACCAUGAUGACCUGUUGAACCUUCCAGAUGAUCUAGAGAUCUGUGAGAAGGCUGCUCGUGUGAAUUUGGAGACUCUCCAGUCAGAGGCGAGUUUGCUCAUCAAGCGGUUGAAAGAGUCAGAAAAGAAGGUGGCUUCCUCCUCUGUGGCGGCCAUCAAGGAGCAGUAUCUCACUGCCAUACAGGGAAGCCAGGAGGCCUGCAGGGAGCUGGAGGCGAGGUUUGCCUCCAUUGACAGGAAGAAGGAGGAUCUGGCACAGUAUCUGUGUGAGGACUCAUCCCGUCUCUCCCUGGAGGACUUGUUCAGCACUUUACAUUCCUUCAGGGGACUCUUCAUCAAAGCUCUCAAGGACAAUCAGACCCGCCGAGAGCAAGCGAUUAAGGCUGAGAAGAGGAAGAAACAGCUGGAAGAGGAGGAUUCCAAGAGACCAAGGGGGGAGAACAGGAAGAUAAUUCGUAAAGCCCCCCCGGUCCAGGAGGGCUGCAUCAUUGACCACCUGCUGUCUGACAUCAGGAAAGGCUAUGCGCUGAGGAAAACCAAGCACCAGGCCGACAGAACCAGCCUGCCUUCUGAGGACAAGAAAGGGGCCAGCAUUCAGCCUGGUGAACAGUGCACCAAGCUUAAGGGAACAUCUGCUAUAUAUGCCAAAGAGGAAGUUGAAAAGGAGACUUCACCCAUUGACCUAGGACAACAAAGCGGAGAUCCGGUCGUAGUGGAGUCCGGCCUCCCCACAGACUCCUCACUUCAGUCGAGUUCUCCCAAAACACCAGCCCCCUCAAACCUUCAUACCACCACCAAGGAUCACAUCCAGAGUGAAGACCUCAACCCUGGGAUGGAUUCCUCUACUGACCACCAGCUCAAGAAGUCCCCAGAGGGGAAGGGGUUUAAGGCCGCUGAAUCCAAGGUUGAGAAUGUGAACAGGAAUGCAUUCUCAGCUGCUGGGGAUGGUCCAAAGAGCAGAGAUGCAGAGACCGAUGGGAACAGAGCGAGUGGAGCUGAUGGAAAUGGGUUAGAGGAGACUCUAUUAUCAGAGUCCCCCUCAACCACAGCUGAUGUCGACGCAGAGUCCAAACAUGCACAGAAACGGGGGAGUACUAAGAGACAUGGCAAAGCUGCAGCCACAAGUGGAUCAGGACAAGAUUCAGCCCCCUGAACAGCUUUCACAAGCGCUGCAGUGGCUGCUGUGUGGGGGAGAUGCUCCCUGUGAAUUAAUAGGGUUACCAGUGCCUUUCCCAGUUGCUCCAAUAACACCUUGUUCUGCUUAUCACUAAGGCAUUGUAUGAGGACAUUUCAAUGAUGUUAUGGAAGAUAACCAGGGGCCAGCGGGCAGUCAUCCUCCUGCAGCUGUAAGUUCCAAUCACCUUGUCCAGGUUGUCCAAGCCUCCUUCGUUGUGGUUGUAGUCCAGGAUGAUUCCUGGCUUCCUGUCCUCACGAUCACUGAUCUCAGCUAUUUUGUGCAGUGUGCUCAGGAGCACCACAGUCUUGUUCCUCUUUGGGGGCUAAGAAACUAGUGGUGGUGGGGGUGAAGGCAAACUUUGAGAAGGCCUCUCUCCCCCUUGUUGCGAGGAGUGCAGGGGGGGAGCUCAUCUGUCAGAUGCACACCAUCUCUACGGUACAAAUGCAUGCGAUAAGGCUUGAACAAGAGAGCCUGCAAUAACCCUGUAGCUCUUCAAGAGCAACUGUGGCCAUCCCUGAAUUGUACGUACAACAUUUACUGUAUCUGAUGUACGUUUUUGAUUGUGAUAUAUUUUGUAUUUCAAACUGGAAGGUUUGAGCUCUGAAUGCUGAUUGGCUGACAGCCGAGGUAUAUCAGACCAUAUACCACGGGUAUGACGAAACAAUUAUUUUUACUGCUCUAAUUACAUUGGGAACCAGUUUUAAAAUAGCAAUAAGGCAACUCGGGGUUUGUGAUAUGGCAAAUAUACCAUGGCUAAGGGCUAUGUACAGGCACUCCAUGUCUUGCAAAAGAACGGCCCUUAGCUGUGGUAUAUUGGCCAUAUACCACACCACCUCUGGCAUUAUUGCUUAAAUAACUCAGUAUUGUUUACAGGUAAUGUAGUAUAAAUGUUUUUAUUUUUUGUAUGUGUUUUCCGGGAGCUUUCUCAAUUGUCUUGUUAAAAAAGAUCAGGGAACAUUUUUCUAGUUUACUCCAUAUUGGCUCAAGUUUUUGUUUUAUUUUUUCACUUCCCUCUUACUAUUAAAUAAUGACUAACUACAUAA